AUGAAAGAAGGUGCAGGAACGCUGUCGGAAAUUCACCAAUCUGCGAAGAAACUUCUGCUUAGAUCUCGUGACGGCCUCGAACGUCUUGAACGCCUCGAGUACUCUGCCACCGCCGGCAUUGGCGCCGAUGCAGAGCUGUCGUUCGCCGUUAAGAAGGAUAUCACUCAGGUCCAAUCCCUCUGCGUCGAGAUGGACCGCAUCUGGCGAUCUAUUGCCGCAAAACCUCAACGCGAUCUCUGGAAAAGAAAAGUUGAACAAAUCGCUGAAGAGGCUGAAUCAUUAAGAGAAAGUUUGGAUAAAUAUAACUUACGGAAUCAGAAACGGAUGAGAGAAGCUAGGGAGAGAGCAGAACUGUUGGGACGAGCUAAUGGGGAUUCUGCUCAUGUUUUGAGAAUUUUUGAUGAGGAGGCCCAAGCAUUACAGUCAGUUCGCACUUCUGCCCGGGAACUAGAAAAUGCAAAUGCAAUUGGGGAGGCCAUCCUUUCUUCAAUACAUGGUCAAAGAGAACGGUUGAAGAGUGCACAUAGAAAAGCAUUGGACAUCCUCAAUACAGUUGGGAUAUCAAACUCUGUUUUGAGGCUAAUUGAGAGACGAAACCGAGUGGACCAAUGGAUCAAAUAUGUCGGAAUGCUAUUGACUGUCAUUUUCCUGAUCGCCUUUGUUUACUGGAGACACUGA
Molecule: messenger RNA, 678 nt
Organism: Sphenostylis stenocarpa
Lineage: Eukaryota; Viridiplantae; Streptophyta; Magnoliopsida; Fabales; Fabaceae
Source: the annotation of a GenBank genome assembly